CGCUCGCGCUUUUCAUCCUUUUCUAUUCUCCCUUUCGCGACCGCAUAGUGUGUGCGCGUGCGUGCGUGCGCGGAUCGCCGAGCCCCGUUUCAUUCUCUGCUGCCAGGAGACGCGCAUCUCUUUUAUCGCCGGCAAACAGUCAGUCAGCUCCAAACUGCCUCCAUCUACUGGGUUUUAGCUCAACAUUUGUUGCCGGGUUUUCUCGACUCGCAGUGCUGCCCGCCGGGUUCCGCUUGGGGAAAAAACGGGAGGAGACGCGAGUACCGACUGGGCGUUGCUGGAGGAAAAGCGCUAGACUCGGUCAGCCAUAACCAUCUGAUAGCAGUAGACUCCAACUAGUGGACUCCUGGGUUCCUAAUUCCUCUUCUGCUGAGACGGACCUCCAGGACUAGGACAAGAUGAAACCGGAUGGUGUUGACACGGCAGCAAUGGAGCCAAUGGAAGCAUUAAACGCAGGUCCUGCAGUCGAGGUGGUGCCAGUGGGUGAAGCUCAGGAACAGGCUUUGCCUGCAACGCAAACAGAAGGUGAACCGCAGCAAACAGAGGCAACCAACAAGACCGAAAAGGACAAGCCCGUGGAUCCCAAAGCUAAGACGAAGUCUCCUGCCAAAACAAAGACAACCACCGCUGGAACCAAGGCAUCUACAACCAGCUCCCGUCCCACCACUGGCCAAAGCCGCCUGACAAACGGGGCACAGAAGUCGCAAGCUAAUGGCGUCACAAAAAAGACCACCACAGCAGGCCUGGAGAAGAAAACCUCAAACACUGCUGCCACUAAAAAAACAAUUAGCUCUACUUCUGCACCCACAACCAAGACCCCAACCAAGCUGGCUGAGAAAAAGCCGGUGGGGACGGCGAGACCUGCCAGUGCUCCAGCCAAUGGCGUGAAAACAACAGGGGCCGCACAGCCCAUCAAGAAAGCCCCCGCUGCACCAGCCAAUGGUCUGAAGUCUAAACCAAAAACUACAGCUCCAGCUUCAGCUCCAAGACCCGCCACUGCGUCCACCACUAAGACCAGCACCACUGGCUCUCCCAAACCUGAUAGGCCACCUGUCGCCAAGACAACCAGGUCUGCUGGCUCUGCUCCUGCUGCCCGUUCAUCCCCUGCUGCCCCUAAGCCUGGGACACCGACAACUGCCAGCAAGACAGCCACAUCCAGGCCAACUACUGCGACACCCAAGACACCAUCUACUACUGCUAAACCUUCUCCUGCUAAAACCACAGCGCCAUCUGCUGGCCGCACUCCCACUCCUAAGACCACAACACCUGUCAAGAAAGAUGUCAGUAAGCAGCCUUCUACUCCAGCAGCCAAGAAGCCCACUUCUUCUCCGCUUACCCGACCAGCACCAACCAAGACCACCAAGUCUAACACUCCUAAGUCAGCCUCCACUGUCAAGGCAGAAUCAGCCUCAAAAAAAAACACCACCCCCAGCAAGGCAGCAGACGUUAAGACUAGUAAACCCAAGGAGAGCAAAGCAACUCCUUCCAAGGAGGCUAGCGCAAGCCCCAAGACCACAGGCAGCAAGCCCAGCACCAAGACAAGCAGCCCAAAGAAGUCAGUUGGCAGUAGCACUCCAAUGCCAUUGAAGGGUGGCCCAAAAGCCUCCCAGCCUGUAGACGCAGCAGCCACAAAGGCUGAGAAAAAGGAUGUAAUACCCGCUGUGGUUGCAGCCACUACUGCAGCUGCUGCUGUUGUUUCUGUGGUGACCUCUGAGGUAGCACCUGAAGACUCAGCUACUGCUUUUGUUCCUGCUGCCGCUGAAGAGGCACCUGAGGACUUGUGUACCCAGGUCAAUCCUGCUGCCUCUGACAUGGAAUUAGAAGACUCAUUUACAACUCUAAUUCCUGCUUCCUCUGAGGACUCUAAAGAGGAUUCUAAAGAAAUGGCCACACAUGUCACUGCCCCUACCACUAUGGAAGCACCUGAAGACAAAGUUACACCUGUCAUUCCUCAUGUUGCUGAGGAAACACCUGAAGACUCUGUUACACCUUUAAGACCUGAAGAAACACCUGAAGACACAACUAUGUCUGUCAUUCCCCCGACCUCUGAUAAGGUACAAGAGGAAACUGUUUCACCUGUAAUUUCUUCAGAAGAAACACCCGAAGUAGUAACUACACCUGUCAUUCCUCCUACCUCUUAUGAGGCACGAGAAGAAACUGUUUCACCUGUCAUUCCUUCUGAAGAAACACCUGGAGAAAUAACUACAUCUGUCAUUCCUCCUACCUCUUAUGAGGCACGAGAAGAAACUGUUUCACCUGUUAUUCCUUCUGAAGAAACACCUGAAGACGUAACUACAUCUGUCAUUCCUCCUACCUCUUAUGAGGCACGAGAAGAAACUGUUUCACCUGUAAUUUCUGCUGCUUUUGAAGAAACACCUGAAGAUGUAACUACAGCUGUCAUUCCCCCUGCCUCUUACGAGGCACCUGAAGAAUCCAUUUCACCUGUCAUUCCUCCUGCCUCUGAUGAAAUACCUGAAGAAACAUCUGCAUCUGUCAAUCCCCCUACCUCUUAUGAGGCACCUGUAGAAAACACUUCACCAGUCAUUUCUCCAGCCUUUGACGAGGAUCCUGAAGACACCGUUACACCAGUUAUUUCUCCUGCUUCUGAAGAGGUGGAGCUUGUCUAUCCCCAGGACGUCCCCCAGAGCAUGGACACUUAUAAAUAUGACAAUGCCAUGUCUCAGCUGGCUGCUGAAGUAGACUUGGUCAGUCUGGAGGAGCCAGUGCCUGCUGUGUCUCCCCUGGGAACCAUAGUACUGUCCCCACCAUCCUCUCCCACCGCCCCACCAUCCAUGCCAGUUGAACUCCCAAGCUCAGCUCCCUUCCUGGGCUUGCAGGGUCCAGCUGAACCAUGGGCACAGAGCUCUUCACUGUACCCCAGUUCUGUGACCACAGAGAAUGAGGAGCAGGAUGAGGAAAGACAGCACGAUGAAGAAAGUGAGCAGGAUGAUGAAAAAGAUCAGGAUGACAUACAGAUGCCCUCUGCAGUUGAGAAUGUGAUCGAAGACUUUGAUCUGAUGGGCUCCGCUGGUGGGGAUCACAUAAAAAAUGUAGCUCCUGCCUCCCCCUUGCAAGAACGAGAAGAGACGGUGGAGAAAGCAGAAGAAGAGAUUAAUGAAGACAAUGAUGAGGAGGAGGAGGAGGAAGAUGAGGAGGAGGAGGAGGAGGAAGAAGAGGUAAAAGAGAUUGGCAUAAAGGAAUCAGUGCCCAAAACAGAGAAAGAAGUUGACCUUAAAAAGGGGAUGGCAGAUUUUGCCAGCUCUGAUUGGGGUAUGAUGCAAUCAGAUGACAUGUACAGCAGUAACAAACAUGACUCAGAAGUGACAUCUCCUUUUAAUGCUGAAGACAGCUGCAGUGCGAAAGAGACAGGUGACUUCAUCAUGACCGAGGCAGACAGGGAACAGCCAUUCACAGGGCCUCCUGGAAUCCAGUCAUUUGGAAGUGAAGAUGAGGAAGAGGAUGAAGAAGAAGAGCAUCUGAAGGAAGACAUGGAUCUAAUAUUAGAGCAUGAUGAUGAACAUCACAAACAACAGAAAGACAUGGAGGAAGAAGACGAAGAUGUAGAGAUGGUCCGCAGGGGCAUGGAUGAGAGUGCACUUGGGGUUAGUAGAAAUGAUGGUAACAAAGAAGAAGAUGACGAUGAUUACAGAGAGGAGAGUCAACUAGAUCUCAACAGCAUGGGUCACACUGCUCCAGCAACAUCUAUGCCUUUUACAGCAGCAUGGAGUAAUUCCAAUCCAUUCUCUGAUUCCUGGGCCCAGCCUUCUUCCGUCCUGUCUAAAUCAAACCUGUCAGCUUCAAGAGUUCAGGAUCCAGACACACUCACCACAUUCUCAGCUGAACAAGAUACACCCCCCAAAUCCCCAGCUGAGGCUUUUCUGGAUAUGAGUCCACCCCUGAUUCAGGCCUCAGAACCUCAGCCUGACCUCCAAGAGGAGACCGGGAGCUCAGUCCCAGUGGAGUCAGGUAUCUUGGCUCCUCCUGCCAUUGGAAUGUCCCAGUCCAGCACCCUCAGUGGAACAGCCCUGGCUGCCCAUAGCAGCAGUGAGACUAGCACACCUGAAGAGCUUCAAGAUUAUGACAGCAGCUCAGGUGUAGAAUCCCGAUCAGACAAGCAGCAGACACCAGUCCCUGCCAUGCAAACAGACAUAGAGCAGGACCUAGGUAUUCACCUUGAGCGAGGUGAUGGGGAGGAGGAAGAGGCAGAAACGCUGCCGGCCGAUGAAGUACUGGGUGAUGCCGCAACAGCACCAGCCUCUGUACCAUCAUCACCAUCAACCUCUGGUGAUGAGGCCAGUGAUACAGAGGGUGAGAUGCAAAUCAAUGAUCCUGAUGUUGCGGUUGAUGACAACGCCACAGAUCCUCACAACCUCGCUGCCCUGGAGGAAGAUGAGGAGGCUCCUGAACGCAUUGGAGAGGAAGAUGGUGAUACGCCUCAGUCAGCCAACUCUGUGGCCUCCUAUGGUUUUGACUGUUCUGCGUCCAUCUCCAAUGCCCACUCUAUGGCUGAGAGCUGUGGAAAGAGUCCAGGCAUCUUUAGCCUGGAAAAUGAAGAGCAGCUUCCGGAAGAGGCUAAGGAUCCCUCUUUCAUCAAGGAGCUCACCCUGCCAGCAGCUACCGCCUACAGUGAUGACUUGUUGGGCUGUCCAGUGGAUUUGCUGCCAAUCAGCGAGCCCACAGAGAGGGAUGCUGGAUUUGACGAGCACUACAUGCUGUGCAGUAAGACAGACCCAGGCGCUAUGGAGGAAAUGGAUCCUGAGUCCCCCAUGCACCUCUCACCCCAACAUGGGGACGAUUCUGAUGGCCAGCCACCGUACUACUCUGCUAUAUGUGAUAAGACUGAUAACUUUCUGGCAGGUAACGUAUAAAGUCCCUCUUUUGGAAUGCACCUGGUCUACCCCACGCUCCUACCCUGUGUCCUUCAUUUCUUCCAAAUGUGGGGUUGAAAUGAAUAGAAAUAUGUGAUAGAAAGAAUAGGGGAGCCAUCAGGUGAGGGAUUAUAGCUUUGUCUGAGCUGCUCUCUGUUCUUCUAUUACCACGGUGAUGGUUAUGAUUGUAUGGCUUAAACUUCUGUAUGUACAGUAGCUAUUCUCAUUUUCUAUUAGAAUGUACUUUUUAAAUAACACUGCAUUUCAUGGCACCCCUGAACCUGCAAUGUUAGACUAAGUUAAGUUGAUGUCCUUUAAUGAAAGGACAAAAAUGCAAAAAAAAAUAAACACACUUGGUGGACUCCAACUACCUUUGUAUUUAUCCUACUGUUUUUACCAAUCAAAUGUAAAUUUUUUAUACCUUGUUUUUUUUUCUUCUUGUUUUUAUUUGAUUUGUUAAGAUCCCUGUCUUACCUUAAUGUUUGUACACACAUCAGUUUUCCUGCACUGUAAAAGUAGCUUUACUGUCUUUUGAAACUUAUUUCAGCUUUCUCUUUUAAAAUGUGCUCCAGCACUAAUUGUUUUAGCAUUAAAUACAGGUUAGAUAUUCUUCAGAAGCUUUUCACGCUCACAGUGUUUGACAUAGGGAGGUGAAUGAGUGUUAGAUUGCAGGUCAUACUUCAUUUUUGGUUGUCUUUUAUUAGUUUUGAGCUACUGCUGCACAUCUUUGUGAAGGAUAACAUAGAUUCGCAUUGGCACGUAACU
Sinocyclocheilus grahami is the source of this 5633-nucleotide messenger RNA. Its product is annotated as mucin-5AC-like. The record is from RefSeq and is a predicted model, not a curated record. Bases 399 to 4868 code for a protein of 1489 amino acids. The transcript is spliced from 5 exons. Lineage: Eukaryota; Metazoa; Chordata; Actinopteri; Cypriniformes; Cyprinidae.